AUGGUAAAAUCAACAGAUCUUGAUACUGAAACUGACAUAGACACUACAAUAUUCAUGACAUUAACAAGUACAACGACAGUGGCUACAGAUACUGCCCAAAUAUCUUGGUCAAAAACAACUUUAACUACUCAACAAGUAAUUUCACGUGCUAUCACAAUUUCAAAAUCAUUAUCUACAUCAACUGAACCAUUGACGGAAUCCACAUCAGCAACAGACGAUUUGGAAACUUCAUCAAUUCCAAUCAAAAAGUCCACUUCAACUACAGCUUCUAUUGCCACUACAGUACAUCCAUCUGAUUAUUCAACAAGAUUACAAUUUGGGGAUAUUCCAUCAUCAAAUUCUUCUCAAGUAGGAGUUGCUAUAGGUGUACCAAUUGCUGUAUUUAUAAUUUUUUUCAUUUCAUUAGGUAUAUGGUAUUUUUUAAGAUUGAAAAGGGCCAAAAAUGCAAAUAAAACAAUGGUGGCUAAUAAUAAAGCUUUUACAUUUGAUCCAUUUGAUGAUUAUAACAAUAACUAUGUAAUUCCAAAACAACGUCAUGCAUUUAUGAAUCAAAGUUCUGAUACAUUAAAUGAAAAACCAUAUCCUAAUUUAUUUUCUCCAACAAAUUAUUUAAAUACUGCAAAAGAAUUGGAAAUGUAUCAACAACAACAGCAACAACAACAAGUGAAAAAUCAAGGGUAUGGACCAAAAUUUAGGAAUCAACUUAAUAGAUUAAGUAGGAUGUGGCCAAAAAGAGAUAAAUCGCAGGAAUUUUCAUCAAAGCCGUAUGAAAAUCAAGAUUAUCAAUCAAAACUUUCACACCAAGAACCACAAACUAGAACUCAUCAGGUUAUAGAAGAACCUCAACAACCAAAUUGUGUUAAACAAAUGUCAAUGAUUACUCCAAUUUUUCUUAAAAAAUUUAAUUUGAAAAAUUUACAAUUAAAUGAACAAAAUCCAAAAAUCAAACCUCAAACAAUUAAUAUUCCUCAUAGUCAAGAAUCUCAAAAAUUAAAUAUACAAUCACAUUUUACAUCUUCAAAUUAUUCAAUUUUAUCUAAUCAAAGUAAAUAUAUAGUUAUAAAAAAUUAUAAUAAAAAUUUAAAUGAUGAAAUUUCUAUAGAAAUUGGUCAAAAAUGUCAUAUUUUGGAAAAAUAUAGUGAUGGUUGGUGUAAAAUUAAUUUAAUUAGUAAGUCAAGUAAUGGUAAUUAUCAUGAAAUUACUGGAUUGGUUCCUAGAAUGUGUUUACAAAAAGUUUAA
This is a messenger RNA of Lodderomyces pseudojiufengensis, 1239 nucleotides long. RefSeq names its product Fus1p (gene FUS1). The record is from RefSeq and is a predicted model, not a curated record. The coding region runs from base 1 to 1239 and encodes 412 amino acids. The transcript has a single exon. Lineage: Eukaryota; Fungi; Ascomycota; Pichiomycetes; Serinales; Debaryomycetaceae. Gene Ontology annotation, molecular function: protein binding.